UGUAUCAUAGAGUUUGGCUGUGAAGUGUUAAACGCUGCUCAGAGCUGUCUCAGUGUAACUGAAAACCACAGCUGGAUUUCCUGUGGAAGAGACGAGCGCUGAGGUGAUACCUGCAUUUAUAUGAGUGUGUUCACAUCCUCACCAUCCUCCUCCUCAUCAUCAUCAUUCAUCUGCAUCAUCAUCACCAUCAUGUUCUGUCGUUCUCUCCUGCUGGUUCUGCUGGUUCUUGUCUGCCUUCAGUCCAUUACAACGUUCCUGAAUGCAAAUGGACUAGAUCGAUGCUGUUCCCGUUACCAGACACAUCCAAUCCCUGUAAGAUGCAUUACAGCGUAUGAAGAAACAGACCAUCACUGCCCAAAACCUGGAGUCAUUUUUACGGUACAACAUGGUCACCCUGUGUGUGCAAAUCCCACAGAUAGAUGGGUGCAGAAGGUCAUAGAUGAAAUUGACAGCCACUCGUUUACAAGCUGGGUCAAACCUGAAGGUGGGUAAUCCUCUCUCCAUUAAUAAUAGUCCAUAUUUAUUUUAUAAACAUCCUUUUUAUGUAUCUCUUCCUGUAAUUGGACAGGAGGAAUAAAGCUUUUUACUAUGAAUAACUUUAAAAGUAAUGUUUUGCUUGAAUUAUUCUAGCGUUAUUUAAGUGAAUAAAACUAUGGGCUGUGGGCAUAAAGAACAUUUCUAAUAAUAUAUUAUGUUUGUUUCUGAUUUUAGAAAAAGGAACAUUAGACAUUUUAAAAGAAAAUAUUCAAAGACAUUACAGUGUUCACAAUGUCAUCUUUGAUACUGACAUUAAAAACAAUUAUUAACAAAUACAUGAAUAAAAAAUAAUAAUCACGCUAAUAUUAUGACAUCUAAUUUACAAAAUCAACAGCAGACCAGUAGAAACUGGAUGAGAAUUGUGCUUUAUUCUUCCACCCAGGAAAUGGUUAAAAAAUAAAGUGGUUGUAUUUUUACAGGCCCGUUUCAAUUUGAGUAACACUGCUGAAUUGAGACACACCAUUAAAUAAAAAUAUAUAAAUAUUUAAUGAGAAACUGUGUAUACUGCCUCACAUUUCUAAUA
Ictalurus punctatus (channel catfish) is the source of this 1060-nucleotide messenger RNA. RefSeq names its product C-C motif chemokine 18. The coding region runs from base 121 to 492 and encodes 123 amino acids. Gene Ontology annotation, biological process: cellular response to interleukin-1; cellular response to type II interferon; inflammatory response. The transcript is spliced from 4 exons. Gene Ontology annotation, cellular component: extracellular region. NCBI's taxonomy places the organism in Eukaryota, Metazoa, Chordata, Actinopteri, Siluriformes, Ictaluridae. Gene Ontology annotation, molecular function: CCR chemokine receptor binding; chemokine activity. The record is from RefSeq and is a predicted model, not a curated record.